GAAAAUGGCGUCAGCUAAGUUUCUCGAGGAAGCUCUGAGUACAGAUGUUGAUGAAUCGGCCGUAAGUGCGAUCGUAGGCUCCUUAGAGAAUCAGCUCGUAACAUCAACACCCCCAGCGUCGUCUCAGACUGGCUCAGCCAUCGUGAUUAAUCAAAACCACGUAAACAGUGCAAUAUCCAACGGCGGGACAGUUGCCCCACAGAAACAUGGGACUAUUGCCAAUGGUGAUUCGAUCAGUGGUGUAAACGCUAUAAGCGCGAACGAUGGAAACAAACAAGUGAAUAAUGCCAACGCGAUGUUGAUAGGUACUAAUACGGGGGGACCAGUGACGACUUCUUAUGUGAACCAAAGUGUCGCGAUAGACUCGAACGCUAACAAACCCUCUGACGGUGUUAAGCUCGUGUACUCCCAAGGCAACCAAGUCAUGUCCAACUCCGGGACCAUUAUCCAAACUAGAGUCACUCUUCCAAACGGCACCAUAGGAGGCCUACCUCCUCAGACAGUCCUCCAGACCACUCCUACCAAUGUACAAACUAUUCAAAACAAACAACCCACGCUGGUGCUCAAAUCCAGCGGAGCUCCCGGGGCCACUGGACUCGUCACUGUACCUAUGAACGUAGCCUCUUCGAUGGGCCAGGCUAAUAACGUAGGUAGCCCUAGCACUCAAUCCCCCAAUAUCCUUUCCAACCUCCAGGUAGUCAAUGUGCGGCCUGGAGUUCCUACUCAGCAGCAGAAAGGGCAACCAGCUCGUGUAGUGCUAAGUGCACCUCAAUUAGUCGGGGCCCGACCUGGGACUCCAGGGACGUUGCUGAUCAAGACUGAAAAUGGACAGUACCAGCUGCUUAGACUCGGACCCGCCCCUCCGCAGGGCAUCAAUUCCUCCCAGGCUGCAGGGCAGCCGGUUACGUUUAGGAUGCAAACUGUACAAGCGAGUACUGCUGCAACCAAUCCAGUUCAGGCCGGUGCUACGACUACAGUAACUUCUGCUGCGCAACCGGUUGUUCAUCAAGGACAAGUGGGACAGGUGCAAGUGCAGGUGCAGCGACCUGCGAACGACAAUACCAAAGAAAAAUGUAGAAAAUUCCUCGCCAAUUUGUUAGAGUUAUCAAGUCGAGAGCCUAAAUCUGUAGAAAGAAACGUGCGACAGCUUAUCCAAGAACUCAUAGACAACAAGGUGGAACCUGAAGACUUCUGUGACAAAUUAGAACGAUUAUUGAAUGCUUCCCCACAACCGUGCCUCAUAGGAUUUCUGAAGAAAAGUCUGCCCCUUCUGCGGCAUUCCCUCGCCACGCAAGAACUUAGCAUAGACGGCAUCCGGCCCCCGCCGACCAACGUGGUCUUUUCGAUAGCGGGGGCCACCCCCACGGUCCAGACCAUCCGACCCGCGGGCAUCCAAGCCAACCAAGUGAGGAUAGUUACCCCGGGUACGACGGUGGUGCGGCCCGGCCAAGUCAUCCAACAGCGACUGGUCACCCCUAUCAGGGCGCCCGCAGCACAACCCACGAGGAUGGUCACGUCCAUUCGACAACCGAUAGCUAAUAAUGUGAUAGUGUCUUCGUCGCAGCCUCCGGCCUUACAUCCUGUCUAUCCCAAUGGACAGCAAGUUAGGACCGGAUUGAUUAGACAACCUGUGCAAGUACGAACCCUAGCGCCCAGCCAAAUUCGACAGCAAAUGCCAGUUCGGCCGGCCCUCCCACUCCAAAAGCAACUCGGAGCCAUCAAACAGCAGGGGACGAAACCAACAGUGCCUUCUAACCUCAAGCCGUUAGCCAAAGACAAAGAGAAGAAGACGUUCUCGUCGGCGUACACCGGAGAUGACGACAUCAACGACGUGGCCGCCAUGGGCGGCGUCAAUCUCGCCGAGGAGACGCAAAAGAUCCUCGGAUCCACCGAAUUCGUAGGUACCCAAAUUAGAUCUUGUAAAGAAGAAGUGAUGUGCUCGAUGCCACCUCUUCAGCAAAGGAUACGACAGGCAAUGGCUAAACACGGCCUGGACGAACCCGGUACCGACGUGGCAGCGUGUAUAUCCCACGCAGCUCAGGAGAGGCUCAGAGAUCUCAUAGAAAAAUUGUCCGUUAUUUCCGAACAUAGGUUGGAUAAUAUUAAGACGAAUACGCGGUACGACAUUACGAACGAUAUUAAAGGUCAAUUAAAGUUUCUCGAAGAUCUCGAUAAAGCCGAGAGGAAGAGGCAUGAAGAGAUGGAACGGGAGGUGUUGAUGAGGGCGGCGAAAAGUCGGUCGCGGACGGAAGACCCCGAGCAAGCUAAGCUGAAGGCAAAGGCGAAAGAGAUGCAGAGGGUGGAGAUGGAGGAGUUGAGGCAGCGAGAGGCUAACGCGACGGCGUUGCAGGCGAUAGGUCCUAGGAAAAAGCCUAGGAUGGACGGAGAAUUAGCCAAUACAACCCAAUCGAACGUGGGAGGUCCGGGUAGCGGUAUACGAGGCCAACUCCCUCUCCGACAGCGCAUGAAGAAGGUGACGUUACGCGACAUUCAGUUCCUGUUCGAGACGGAGAAGGACCUCUGCAAGAGUCACAUCUUGUACAAGUCCUACCUUAAGUGAUGCACGCUUCUUCUCGUUAGUGUUGUGAUAUGUACUUGUAGGGACCUUGUUAGCAGGCCAUCUCUCUCUUUUCGAAUUCGGAUGAUAAUACGUAUUGAUCAAUCCGGGGAACCGACGACGACGGUCUAACGUUAUUUUGUUUCGUGACGAGACGUCUCGUAACGCCACAGUUCGUAACGCCACAAAUCGUAACGUUAUCAAUUCGUAACGGCGACACUUGUAACGUAGCAAAUCGUAACGGUAUAAUUCGUAACGUCAAAAUUGAAUUAUUCGACCUUUUAUUACAGUUGCAAUUGAAAUUACGUUUAUCGAUUUAACGAACCAGUAUCAGGAUAAACAUUUUUAAGACAUUUUAUAUUUCAUGGAGAAAUAUGUUUUUAAAAUUGUCUUAAAAUAAAUAUAAUCUAUAGUCCGUUCGCUAAACUCAGACUCAACUGGCUAGUGAUUUAAGCUAAUAAUUUUGCCAAUUUGAUAAAAUUGACAAAAAAAGAAUUACUAAAUAGUUAAUAAUUACUAAAUAUUUAGUAAUUUUGCAAAUUUGGUCAAAAUUGGCAAAAAACAAAAAAAUUACGUACUAAAAUCAUUAGCCAUUUGUGUCUGAGUUUAGCGAACCGACUAUAGUAGGUAAUGUAAAUUGUAGUAAUUAUUACAGUAAAUACAUUAUUAUGAAACUUUAUUUGUUUCAGUAUAUUUCAGACUUAGUUUUACUACUUUAAAGUGAUCAUUGAAGAUAAAGAAUUUAAAAAAAUAAGUUGUCAUAAUAACAACAAUACAUUACAGCGUGUCUGCGUAAAUUGGGACCAUAUGGGAAACUUUUUUAAUAUCAAUUUUACGAAAAAAGGCUAUUCUUUAUAAAGUGCUCUACAUAGUCUAAAACCUAAGAUGCAAUCAUCAGAUAUCAAAUUUUAUCAAUAAUAUACGAGGUAUGUCGAAAAAUAUGAAUUUCGCUCAAGAGUAAAGUGCGUUUAUAUUUCACAAUAUCAAAAAUUGUUAUUAAGAAAAGUUGUUUGUAAUUAAAAAUUAUGUUAUAAUACGCAUUUACACUCUUCUAAUUGAAAAAAAAAAAAAAAUAAAAAUUUUCCUCAAAUUACGGAUACCCAACAUCAUUUUUAUUUAAGGUUAUUAUUAUUAAUUUUGCGAAAAAAAGUUAUUCUUUAUAAAAAUGUCUGAAUAGUCAAUAAACUAACAUGCAAUCAUAAGAUAUCAAUUCUUUUCAAUUUUAUACGAGGUAUGUCAAAAAAUAUGAAUUUCGCUCAAGAGUAAAAUACCAUUAUAGUUCACAAUAUUUCAACUAGAAGGAUGCAAUUGCAUAUUGAAACAGUUUCUAGUUCUGAACAACUUUUUAUAUAAUAUUAUAUAUAAUUUAUAUAACAAAUUAAUAUAUAAUUUUAAUAACAAAUUUCAAUAUUGUGAAAGAUAAAGGUACUUUACUCUUCAGCGAAAUUCAUAUUUUUUGACAUACCUCGUAUAAAAUUGACAAAAUUUAAUAUCUUAUAAUUUUUUCUUAGUUGUCAGACUAUGCAGAACGUUUUAUAAAGAAUAACUUUUUUCGUAAAAUUAAUAAUAACUGAGCUAAUAUCAUAAAUAAAAAUGAUGUUGGGUGUCCGUGAUUUGAAGAAAAUUUUCAAAAAAAUUUUUUAAUUAGAAGGGUGUAAAUGCAGAUUAUAACAUAAUUUUUAAUUACAAACAACUUUUCUCAAUGCCAAUUUUCGAUAUUGUGAAGAAUAUAGGCACUUUACUCUUGAGCGAAAUUUAUAUUUUUUGACAUACCUCGUAUACUGUUGAUAAAAUUUUAUAUCUGAUGAUUGCGUCUUAGGUUUAAGAUUAUGUAGACCACUUUAUAAAGAAUAACUUUUUUUCGUAAAAUUGAUAUUAAAAAAGUUUCCCAUAUGGUUCCAAGUUACGCAGACACACUGUAUACAAAAAUAUGCGUGAAAUAUAUUUAAAAUGAAGAGGUCUUAAAAAAAGUACCAUUACUUUUAGUGUCGGAAUAUAUGCAAAAUGCAUUUUUGUAUAAAUUCAGUAAUACUAAAUUUGGUAAUAAAACUUAAAUGGCGUUACGAAUAUGUAUAGUUACGAACUGUCGCCGUUACGAAUUACGGCGUUACGAAUUGUGGCGUUACGAGAUGUCACGGAACCCUUUUUGCGGUUGCGUCGAUGACAAGUGACAGUUUGACGGUUUUUCAAGUGCCUUAGAACGACGUUUUCAUUGUUUUGCGAUAUUAUUGAAAAUAUUCUUUCAUAGCGAUGAAAGAAAAUCUUAAAUAAUAAUAAACACACUAUAAAUGUUGGUAUUUUUAUUAUAAAAUACGCGUUUUAAUAGGCUUACGUGAUUAAUAGUUUCCAGAAAGAAGAAGAAAACGUAGAAUGCUCUGAUCUAAAUGGAUCUAGUGACCUAUAUAAUUGAUCUAAAAAUUAUCUGAAUAUCACCCCGUUGUUAUAUUCACUGCCCCAAAUUAGUCUUCUAAGUCAUUCUCUUGUUCCUUUAGUUAAGAUAUUGUUGCUUAUGUUCUAAGUACUUAGGAGUUUAGACUUUCUUGUAAAUUGUCGUUUUGGAAAUUUUAUGUGUGGUCAAUCUUGUUGUAUGGUUGUGAGACAUGGACGUUAAAAACCACAAUGCUAAAUAAAUUAGAAGCAUUCCAAUUGCGGUGCUAUCGACGAUUUUUAAAGAUAUCGUGGGUUUCACACACUUCCAAUGAAGAUGUUCUUCAAAAUGAUGAAUUCAGAACGUCUGCUCAUAAACAUCAUAAAGAGGAGAACAACAGCAUACUUCGGCCAUAUAACUAAAAGAACUAAAUACCGUCUAUUUCGCCUUAUAAUACAAGGAAAAGUGGAGGGAAAGUGAUGGAUUGGUCGAAAGAAACUUUCAUGGUUGCGUAAUAUUUUUUUUUGGGGUAGUGGUAUUUUUCUUAAGACCGUCUGGGAAGGUGUCCCAGGUGUGUCGGAUUCAGUCCGUCCUAUCUUGCCGGGCCGCCUACCGACUAAACCCACCCCCUCUUUCUCCAGCCGACGGGUCUGGAACCGCUCUUAGCGAGCAUAUCUGACCCGUCGACCUUACUCAUAGCUCCUCUCCGGCACUCUAGGAACCAACCAAAGAAUGCCAGUUGACAGUUACGAGUAACUCCAGUCAUUCAUGCUUUCAUCUAUGCACGCUUUCUCAUCCACCCAUUCAUUCUGAUAUUAAGAUUAGGCAGUCUAUGUAGGUCGGAUGUAAAAAGUCCUUCCCCACCGACUGCCCCACAACGAUACAGACAACUAUAACAUAAAAGAAGAAACAAGAAUAAAAGAGAUGAGAAAAGAAAAAGAGCAGAGAGAUUAUGAGGGAGAGAAAAGAAGAGAAAAUAAAAGGGAGAGAAACAGAGAACAGAAAGAAAAGAUAGAGAACAUGAACAGGAAAAAUUGGAAAGUGAAAAUAAAUUUUUAAGGUACUGGUACACUUUAGAAGCCGAAAAAAAAUUAUUUUUUUUAAGAAUUUUUUUCUCAAAACCUUUAUCAAAAAUGAACAUAAAACUUUUUUACAUAUUAAUAUCUAACUCUUAAAGAGUAUAAAAAAUAUAUCUUUUUUCACUUAGGCAUGCACAAUAAUAUGAUAGAGGGCACAAAAGUCGAGGCCUCCAAAAAAAAUAUAUAUUAGACAAUGGUGUGGUUCCACGAUAGAAAAAUUAUUUCGCGCAGAGCCGAUAGAGAGAGGUUUCAGGAACUUGUAAACAUGAUGACAGCCAACGUCUGAAUACGGACACGGCAACCUAAGAAGAAGAAGUAAAUUUCCAGGCCUACAUGACGUAGUUUGGAAUUAUCUCUUCCAGAAAUUUUGUCUGUUUUUACUGCAUACAUUGCCAAAAGGGACCCAAUAAUGUUCGGAGGGGCCUUGUGGACUCCUCGUUAUUUAUCUUCAUUUUUGAACGACAAUAAAACUAGACCAAUCCGUAAGAGACCAGGUUAUGUUAUAGACGGAGAGGCAGCGCUGAAAAAUCUCUUUGAAUUUACUAAAGCUAAAUUUUUCACAGUUAAUUACUGUGAUUGUGUAGAGAAACAUACUGCGGUCGGUCAAGCGAAACGUAGAACAGGGGUUACUGAGAGGGUAUCAAAGUUGCUUUCCUACGAAGGUAAUUAAAUCCAUUUACUAAGGCUGAAAAUCAGUACACACAUUCUAAAUUAAAUAUAAAUAAAUAUUAUAGUCGGUAUAUUAUUAUAGUCGGUCAGCUGUAUGACGGGACAGAGCCGGUCGGUCGGCCCCAUUGAAUGUACAGAAUUAUUCACUAUAUUUUGACCCUCUUGUAAACUGCUUUAAUUACAGAAUUAGAAAAAAAUGUAAAAUACAAAAGUUAUUCGAUUUUUUAAUUAUGAUUUUUUGACAUAAUUUAUAUCGUAUUAGUGACGUCAUCCAUGUGGGCGUGAUGACGUAAUCGACUAUUUUUUUACAUGGGAAUAGGGGUCGAGUGCUAGCUUAUUUGAAAGGUUAUUCAAUUCCCUAUUCGGUAAUAUAAACAUUAACAUGAUUAAUUAUACAGGGUGUCCAAAAGAAAUUUAAUUAAAUUAUUGUUUGAUUAAUACUUCAAAAAUUUUUUUUGGACACCCUGUAUAAAUAAUGAUCUUAAUGUUUAUAGUACUGUAUAGAGCAUUGAAUAACCUUUCAAAUGAGCUAGCACACGAUCCUUAUUCUCAUUUAAAAAAAAUAGUCAAUUACGUCAUCACGCCCAGAUGGAUGACGUCACUAGUACGAUAUACAUGUCAAAAAAUCAUAAUUAAAAAAUCGAUUAACUUUUGUAUUUUGCAUUUUUUUCUAAUCCUGUAAAUAAAGCAGUUCACAAGGGGGUCAAAAUAUAGUGAAUAACCCUGUACAUUCAUUGGGGCCGACUGACUGGAUCUGUCCCGUCAUACAGCUGACCGACUAUAAUAACUUUUAUUUAUAUUUAAUUUAGAAUGUGUGUACUGAUUUUCAGCCUUAGUAAAUGGAUUUAAUUACCUUCGUAGGAAAGCAACUUUGAUACCCUCUCAGUAACCCCUGUUCUACGUUUCGCUUGACCAACCGCAGUAUGUUUCUCUACACAAUCACAGUAAUCAACUGUGAAAAAUCUAGCUUUAGUAAAUUCAAAAAAAUUUUUCAGAGCUGCCUCUUGGACUAUUAGAUUAAGUCGUUAAAACCUACGUUAUUGUUUGUUUGGGCUUAUAUGAAUGACCCAUUCGCCAAUUUUACAUUUGUUAGUUUAUUACUAGCUCAGGGGAGUAAUUUGUAGUGUGGCUGUUGAGUAAAUGUCUUGUUACUUAGUAAAGUCGACUUCAUUGUCUCUACAGAGAGACGCUUAUUGAAUCGGAACGUCUGCGGUCCCUCAGGUGAGUACCGAUCCCAGUAGGAUAGAAAUUAUUUUCGUUUAUUAAAUUUAAUAAAGAAAAAAUUUCCCAUCCAGCCGGGAUUCGAACUCACGACCUUUGGGUCCAAAGUUAGGCCUUAUCUCUUAUCUCUGACCAACGGAGAGGUUCGUUAAAACCUAACCUAAGCGUUCUAACGAGCUAUUAACCUGGAAACUAAGGUAUACUUAUAGUACCGUUUUAAAUUUUAGCUUAGAUUAAAAUUUGAUGCAAUCAAAGGACCAAAUAGGUCAUAGAUGACAAAAUUCUAGUCUAUUUUGUUACCUAAAGAAACUAAAAAGUCGUUUUUUUAUACGUUUGAAAACCUUGACAACUUGGCUCCGUAUAAAUCUCGCUCUGUCUAUCAAAGACUAAUGCGUGGAAUUACUGAUUACUCAUGGUAAAUUAGUAAUUUUAUCACACAUUCUUCAAAUAUACUGGUCGAUAUUAGUACACUACAUAUUUCACUACAAAAAUUUGCACCGGAGUCAAGUAUACCACCAAAACAAAUACUACAAAGGGAUUGAUGAACCAAGACCACAAAUAAAGAUGUUUGACUGUAUUAGUCAUUCAACAGUGCCAACACAACAAACAUAAUCUGCAUAAAGUCAACUCAACUGGUCCAUUUUGUUUGUUGACUUGAGUUGUGCAUUUAACAAUUAUCUACUUCCCCUGUAAUUCCUGAGAGUUGCUCUCAGCAGGAUCUUUUAACGAAUAUAAAAACCUCAAAGGAUUCUUCUUCUAGUGCUGACUCCACUAAUGAAGGUUGGCUAUAACCAUUGCACAUUUGUCUCUAUCUUCUGCUGUUCUUAAAAGCGUCUGUGUGUUUAACCCGGUCCAGUCGCGAAUGUUUUUCAGUCAGAAUAUUUGUCGUUUAUCAGGACCCCUGUCGUAUGCCCCAAAUAUAUUGCCUUUCUCCUUUUAAAGGUGGUGAAAAGUUCUCUGUUACCUCCCAUUCUGUGCAAUACCAUUUUGUUCGUAAUACGAUCGAUCCAUGGUAUUUUUAAAAUUCUCCUAAAAAGCCACAUCUCAAAAGCUUCCAGCUUUCUCAUUAUGUUAACAUUUACAGUCCAAGUUUCAACACCAUAAAGAAGAAUAGAGUGGAUAUAACAUUUUAGCAUGCAAUAUUGGAUUUGUAGAUUGAGUCUUUGGUUACUCAGAAAUAUCCUCAUCUUCAAAAACGCUGCUCUGGGUUGGUCUAUUCUUGAUCGAAUUUCUGAUUUCAGAUUUAGAUCUUCCUUAAUCCAGACUCCUAAGUAUUUCAUUUUGUCCACUUGUUCAACAUCUUUAUUUUUUAUCUGGAUCCCUAUUAUUACUUUACCUCUCUUACUGAUAACCGUGAUUUUGUUUUCUUUAUGUUUACUGUUAAACCAAACUGGUGUCCUGUAUCACAAAUUGUGUUCAGUAGCGUCUGCAGGUCUUUCUCACAUUCAGCGAUAAUGAAUGUAUCGUCAGCUUAACGAAUUGUAUUUAUAUUUUCACCAUUUAUCUUGAUCCUUCUGUACAGUUUUCAAGUGCUUAAUUUUUCGUAGUAUACAGGGUGUCCCGAAAAGAUUGGUCAUAAAUUAUACCACACAUUCUGGGGUCAAAAAUAGUUCGAUUGAACCUAACUUACCUCAGUACAAAUGUGCUCAUAAAAAAAGUUACAGCCCUUUGAAGUUACAAAAUGAAAAUCGAUUUUUCCCAAUAUAUCGAAAACCAUUAGAGAUAUUUUAUUGAAAAUGGACAUGUAUCAUUCUUAUGGCAGGAACAUCUUAAAACAAAAUUAUAGUGAAAUUUUUCCACCCUAUAAAAAUUUUAUGGGGGUAUUGUUUCCUCAAACCCCCCCAAAUUUUUGUGUACGUUCCAAUUAAUUUAUUAUUGUGGUACCAUUAGUUAAACACAGCGUUUUUAAAACUUUCUUGCCUCUUAGUAUUUUUUCGAUAAGCCAAUUUUUAUCGAGAUGCGCCUUCUUUUUUAAUAUGUUUACAUAAAAUUUUUAUUGGGGUUUUGUUCCUUUAAACCCCCCAAAUGUUUGUCUACGUUCCAAUUAAACUAUUAUUGUGGUACCAUUAGUUAAACACAGUAUUUUGAAAACUUUUUGCCUCUUAGUCUUUUUUUGAUAAGUCACGUUUUAUCUAGAUGUGGCAUCUUUUUCAAAAUAUACCUAAAAAUAUACAUUAUAAAUAAAUUUUCAGAUUUUUAACAGGUUUCGAUAAUCGUACUUAACCAUAUACAAAUAUGUGAUGGAUUUGACGAGUAUUCAAAAUAUCUCGAUAAACACUGGCUUAUCGAAAAAGUACUAGGAGGCAAAAAAGUUUUAAAAACAUUGUGUUUAGCUAAUGGUGCCACAAUAAUAAGUUAAUUGGAACGUACACAAAAGUUUGGGGGGAUUUAAGGGAACAAAACCCCCAUAAAAUUUUUAUGGGGUGCACAAAUUUCACUUUAAUUUUUUUUUAAGAUGUUGCUGCCAUAAGAAUGCCACAUGUUAAUUUUCAAUAAAAAAUCUCUAAGAGUUUUCGAUAUAUGAAAAUAAAACGAUUUUCAUUUUGUAACUUCAAAGGGUUGUAACUUUUUUUGUGUGCACUAUUGUAUAUAGGUAAGUCAGGUUUAAUCAACCUAUUUUUGACCCCAGAAUCUGUGGUAUAAUUUAUGACCAAUCUUUGCGGGACACCCUGUAUAUUAAAUAGUAAUGGUGAAAGUACACACCCCUGUCUCACUCCUCUACUUAUCUGUUUCGCAUCCGUGUUAUUUCCAUCUAAUAUUACCACAGCCUGUUCUUUUCGUUUUACACAUUCCAUAAGAAUUUUAUGUUUAACUUUGUCGAAAGCUUUCUCGUAGUCUAUAAAUGCGACGAAAAAAUCUUUUCUUUCUCAAAUGAUUAUAUUUAUGGACAAUUACGGACUAUAUAAAGUGAUGCAUUUUUUCGAAUUGUAAUAUUUGCCUUGUGAGGGUAGAGGAAGUACAGAAAGAGACAUGAUACAGCUCUCCAUUUGUAGAACUAUUUUCAGACAUUUACAUAUUUACUAGAGGGUAAUUUUAAAAUUUUAUUGUGUCCAUUUUUCUAUUUUACCCUAUUUCUCCACAACACCGUCUUUGCGAUGAUUUAUAUUUCUAUUUUAUUUCUUUCCUUCAGAAUUAAAUUAUUUUUGUCGAGAUUUCUAAUUUAAUAUUUUUAAUUUUCUUUCAUUUCUAUAUUAUUAGACAAUUCUUGUAAUUAUUUUUUUCUUUUAUUUAUUUUAUUUAAUUUUUACAUCUAUUAAGCAAUUUUUAUAAUGGUUUCAUCAUUUUUUUUUGUUUUCUUCAAUUUUUUCGAAAUUAAAACACUUUUGUAACAAUUUCUGGUUUCUUUUUUUUUCCAUUUUCUUCAUUAUUACGUAAUUUUUAUAGUAACUUUCUCCUUUUUUACAAUCUCUUCAAUCCCUCCAUUAUUAGAUAUAUUUUAAAUAAUUUUUAUAGCAAUUUCUUUCUACACAUUUCUUCUUAAUUCUACACAUUUUUUAGUAAUUUUAUUAAAAAGUAAACCAUUUUAAUGAUUUACUUUUCCAAUUUCCUCCAAUUUCUCCAUUAUUAGACAAUUGUUCUUCGUUUUUCGGUUUUAUUAUCCAUUUUGUACAAUUUUUCCAUUAUUAGGUCAUUAUUAUCUUAUAUUUCUCAUAUUCUUCCUUUCCUUCUUUCCAUUUUCUUCCAAUUUAUUCCAUUCUGUGCAUCAUCCUUUCUGUCGCCUGCCUUUAUGUUUUAAAAGUUUUCAUUAAACAUAUAUUUUUUUCUCUUUCACCUUUUUCUUCUCUCCACUUUAUACUAUUCUUUGCAUUUUUCUUCAAAUUUCCUACCUUUAUAUCCUAUAAAUCUUGUUUAAAAUUAUUGCUUUAACUUCGUCGUACUCUCCCUUUUACUGGCUCCAUGUUUUUUAUGUUAUUACUUUAUUUCUAUUAUGAUUUCGCUUUUGUUUUCGCCAAAUUUCUGCGUCUUUGUCCUACUCUUCCUUCUCUUUUUUCCGAUUUCUUCCAUUAUCUGCACUAUGACUCUAUAUUUGUCAUGUUUUUCUUUUCUUUCCUGUUUUCAUUUACAUUUUGGAGUAUUUCCAUGAAAGCUAGAGAACAUUAGUGGACAAGAUGAUGUUCUGAAGAUUUGCGUGAGGGGAAGAAAGUGCUUAAGAAACAUCUUUUAAACAAGUUUUAAAAUUUUCAUUAUCCCAAAGUUUUACUACUUAAUGAAGAGUGGUUUCAAAUAUUUGAUAUCAUUUAGUGUACAGGGUGAUGCAAAACUUGCGACUAAUUUUUUUAAUAGAACACUAUGUAUUUAACGCGUACAUAUUUCGUUUUUAAUCCGACUGAAUGUAUUUUAACGAUCACAAAACAAAAUCAAAUUUUCUACAAUCGUUUUUUAAAUAAAUAGUCGAAACAACGCACAAACCUGCAAGAAUCAACCUAACAUAACCUAUAAAAAUUAGCAGAAGUGUUCUAAUCUUCAGUGGAGUUUUGUUUUGGUAUAGAAAGGUUUAUGGUGCUUUAAAAUUUGCAAUUAUAUUAGUAUAUAAUUAAAAAUUGUAUAUAAUUUAUAGAAAAAAUUAUAAUGGGACGAGGAUAGGUAAAUUUAAUAGUACAAGGGCACUUGAAAAAUUGUAUAAUAGAAAAAUAUUGCGAUACGUACAGUAAAUGACAAUAUGAACGUGGUUUUUAUUAUUCAAAUGUUUUAUUUAUACGAAAUUUUGUCAUAAUUGUCAAAAUAUGUCGAAAAAUGACAAGAUUGACAAAAUGUGUCACUUGUCACAAAACCAUUGUCACUUGUCUUUAAAAAAACGUACAGAUCCUUGCGUCGUUCCCCAAAACAUGUUUCAGCUGUUUUUUUAGUUAAAUAUUGUAUAACCGAUUUGAUAUCAGCACUCAAAACCACCACGGGGGUCAUAACGAGAUAUUUUUAUAACAGUGUUACUAAAUAAUAUGGAAUAUAUUCAAUGUAGAGCUGGGUUCUAUCGAAUUUUUUGCUUAAAUAUAGAUAUUUAGCUGUCGACGACGUUUUGACGUUUGACAGAUAGGCCAGCUGUUAGCGCGCUCCCGAAUAUAGGCAACCAGUAAUACUUUUUUACUUCUGAAUUAAAAAUUUCGUUUGUUUUGGCCUCUUCGCGAAUAUGAGAAUGUGAAAUUCAAUAAAAGUAUGUGUAAGAAGGGAGGCUUUUUGGAGGGACCAGAUUUAGAGUUAACAUAAGCAAUGUUCGUCUUUUUGAAGCAUAUAUUUCAAAAAAUUCAUAUUCAAACAUUUACGUUUGUAUGUGCCAUGCGCGUCUUAUUUACAGGUGCUAAGAGAAAAAGUGAUCAGGUUUCUGACAAUUUAAAGGCAAUUUUUUUAUUUAUUGUUAAGUUUGUCAAGAUUGGGGAAAAUACGUCUCAUUUUUAAUAAAGUACAGAACUACCGGACAGUUUUACACAAAAAUCGAUUGCUAUUGUAACAAUUAAAAACAAAAACAAUACAUUGUGUUAUUGGUUGCCCAUAUACGGAAUCGAAUGAACUAAAGUCAUAAGUAUGAGCAAAACAUUGUUUUCUCUUAUGAAGUAUAGAUUUGCACUGCUUUACUUUUGUAAAGUGAAGCAGAUAAGAUGAUUAGCAAUAAAAAAUAUUAAAUGAACGGCAAAUCUGCUUCCUUCAAGUUAUUUUUUCCCUUUUUACCCGCGUUUUUCUGUCAUUUUCCUGAUUUUUAACUGCGGUGCCUUGAUAUUUCUUAAGAUGUGCUAGCUAGAGUGCUAAUAGGAUUUAAAAAAAUAAAAUUCGUAUCAAGCUAUGACUUUCCUAAGUAUUUUUACGUUUUUCCUUUGUACAUCCUUUUUGACAUUUCUAUAGUUGUUUUCAAUCGAUUCCUGCCCUAUUUUGGCAGAUAAUGAUGUUUUGGAAAGCUCCUCGUUAUCCUAUUGUAUGCGCCACUUCUGCAUUUCUUAUCUCAUAGAAUUAAGUAUCUGGUAUCAAAGUUGCGCUUCUAUAUUCUAUUAAUGCAACGCCUUUUUGUUGAAUUUAGGAACAUUUCUUUAGAUUUCUGCUACCUUAAACAAGAAUUUCGUGAUAUUUCCAUGCAUAUAAGUCCUUUUCAUGAGCAUUUUUCAGUGCGUCAUAAAAUGAUAGAAAAAAAGGUAAGACCGUGAUAAUACACAUUUAUAACAUUUAUUCUAACAUGACAUUUUAGUUAAAUCUGACAGUUGUCCCAUUUUAUUUGCAAUUUGGCAUAAAAACAAAUCAAUUGUGUUUAUUGCAUUUAUACAAUGGUAUUUUCUUUGAUUUGUAUAGUCUUAUAAAUUGUACAGAUUAUAUUCGUAGAUAUAUUAUAUAAUUCGUAAAUAAUUUUUUUUCGAUUAUAGCGCCAUCUAUCGACAACUGGAAUAAAUGAUAUAAAUCUCUGUAAUCACAGACGUGUCUUUUUUUCUGUCACAUACAAUUUAAUGGGUUAGAAAGAAAUCGAAAAACUGUGACGCACUGAAAGAUGCUCAUGAGAAAAAGAAUACGAUCACUGCCGACUGACUUUUUACUUAAUGUACUGCAUCGUGACAAGACAUCUCGUAACCGCACAAAUGGUAACGGACGAAUAGGUAUAGCUACGAACUGACGCCGUUACGAAUUAUGGCGUUACGAUUUGUGGCGUUACGAGAUGUCAUGGAACCAUUUUGCAUGCUUGCUUUUUACUAUUGCUCCUACUUGUGACUUCUUUUGCUGUCUUCGUAGCAGUAAAUUCACAACAAACAGACCACCAUAAGGUAGAAGAAUUGUUUUGUAUCAAAACUGAAGGGGGAAUAAGUGAUUAUUUUCAGCCUUCAACGAAAAAGCUUUGUAUUUUCUUACGCAACGGUACUGAAUGUAAAAAAAGUGUUGAAAAGUUAGUAUGGGUUCUGUUGUCUAAUCAAAUUAGUCCGGGCGCUGGCGGUAUUUUUCGGUCGUUGUGACGUAGAUAAUUUUUUAUUAAAGGUUCAUUUAAGUGUUCUGUGUCAAAUGAAGCAAUAUUACUUGGAUGUUAAUAUAUUUACUUCAAGUUUUUCGAAUCAAAACUCAUAUUACACCAAUAAAUAAAUCAAAAUCAUUUUUAUAUGGUUUAAUAGUAAGUAAUAGAUAUUGCGGUGCUUUUAAAAUGAUUCUAUGGGCCGGUUUCACCAAUACCAAAUUAAUUAGUGAGUAGUUGAUAUUGGUCAAAUAAAAUUUAUUAUACUCAAAGAACAAAGUAGUUGGCAAUGCAUUGUUGCACAAAAAUUACUUAUUGCUUACUAAAAUAAUAGUAUAUGUAUAAAAUUGCAAGGUAGAUUGCUUCUAACUAAUUCAGAUUGCGCUAGUCUCAUAAGGACUGCAUGGCUGUCUUGCGGCCUCGGGUAUACGGAAGGAAUAUUCUACGUCUUCGCCUGUUCUGCGUAGCUUGACUGAUGAGCCGUAAACGGCGAAAACGUUCUCAAGAUGGCAGCACAGACGAAGGUGAGAAUAUUUCUUUCCCGUAUAUUAUUUUACAUAUUAUUUUGAUACUUUUUAAAAAGUAGAAAAUUGCGAGAUUAUUUCCUGCUUGUUUGACGUCGUAGGUAUUUUCUAAUAAAUACCAGGCGCCAUCUAGUGGCCUCAAUGUAGAGACACAGAUAGGUUUCGUACCUAAACGAGCAAGGUAGAUUGCUUCUAACUAAUUCAUAAAAUUAUAAUUAUAUACACCCAAAAUUAUAGUAUAAUUUUGCACGCCACUGAAAUUACUUCUUUUUCUCCUCAAAUUCCGUAAUGAUGUACGAACUUAGAAAUGAAUCACUGACAACUAUUUCGUUCUCUGACUAUAGUCGGUUAUAUUUUUAUCGUGUUUCAAUACAAUUUUAAUAAUUUAAAGUUAAACUAACGAAUUUUCUUUGUUAUAGAUAUUUAAAAUGAGGUUAACUUGUCAAUUUAUUCGAAGAAUCAAUGAUACUUAUUUGAUAAAUAAAUAAAUUAAGUCUUAUAUGACGUUGGUCUGACGUAGGUAUGUCAGUUUUAUUGGUCGAAUAACUUUAUUCGUCGCAUAAAUUACUAUUCGUUGUUGGUGAAACCGUCCAUUUGUAAUAUAAAAAUACUAUUGAAGUACACAUCCAUUAUACUCUGGGCUAAUUAGCAAAAUACAGGGAAAAGUUAUUUACCGAAUCUUAUCGCAGUUAAUCGAAUCUUAUAAUUGUAUAUAUUAAUAAUAUAGGUAUGCAAAGUCCGCAGAUAGUGUGCUACUUUUUUUAUAAACAAAAUGACGCCCGAAAAUCGUGUUUUUUUUUAAAUUUUUGCUCUAUAACUCCAAAGAUUUCAACUUUACACCAAAAACAACCAAAUAAAAAUUCACCAUAAUUAAAUUCUGCAUAGAGACGUAUUUUUUCCGAUUUACUUCGACGAAAAUUAAGCAAUUGUUUAUCAAUAAUUAAAUAACUUGGUAAUAUAAAAACUCUUUUCGUAUAGAUUAUAAUUCCAGAAGCCGAUGGAAAUUGAAUGAACAGUUUAGCAACAAUUGAAUUGCUAAUUAAAAAUUUACGGUCGCUAUAAUAACCACAAUAAUUAUGAUACAUAAGAAUAACUAUGAUUUUUGUAUAAAAAUACACUGUACCUAUGUAAUGUACUUUACAGAAUUGAAAUUGAACUAUUUAAGCGGCCUCAGGAAUAUUUUAAAAUUAUAAACAAUUAUUUGGUUUAAAUAAAUAGAAUAUCUCGGGAAAUAUUAAAUUAAAUUAAAUCGUGAAAACGGUGUUGAAAAAAAAGCGGCAGGACGCUUCUUUUAAAAGAAAAAACGUUUAAUUGUAAUAAGUGGUUCCUGAGAUACAACCGGUUAAAGUUGACCGGCAUUUACGGCAAAUAUUUAAACAACAGGAUCAUAAUUUUCAGACCAUCACCUUUUUAUUUUUGUUCUCUGUCUCCGUACCAAUUUUCAUAUCUUUAAAAUACUCAUAACAUAUAUUAUUAUAAUAAAAACUAUCGAUAUUACGAGUGAAAAUUGCCAAAAAUAGCAAAAUUCCAAUAAAAAAUUAGGUUGGAGAAAAUGUAAUCCAAAGUUCAAAAUCGGUAUAUGUUAAAAAAAUGCAUUUUCUCGGCUUCCCAUGGAGCAAUUUUCUUCAUUCUUUUUUUUGUUCCCAAGUAACUCGAGUAGAGCCAUCUAACUAACGCAUUAUUAAAUGUCUAACUUGCUUUUGUUUUGUUAUAAUAGAUUAAUUUAUUUAUAAGAAAAAAGAAAACUACAUAUUUUUUCCAGUUGUAGACUUUUUAUUAGAUAAACUUACUACAAGUGUACCUUUUAACGUUAAAAACCCAAAUAUUCUCAUUUGAAAACUGUCUACUUAUUUGAACAAUUUUUAGUUAAACAAAUUUAAAAUUUUUGUUAUAAUAAAUAAAUAAAUUUAUUAUAACAAAACAAAAGCAAGUUUGACAUUUAAUAAUGCGUUAGUUAGAUGGCUCUACUCGAGUUACUUGGGAACAAAAAAAGGAUGAAGAAAAUUGCUCCAUGGGAAGCCGAGAAAGUGCAUUUUUAACGUAUACCGAUUUUGAACUUUGAGAUUACAUUUUCUCCAACCUAAUUUUUGAUUCGAAUUUUGCUAUAUUUGGCAAUUUUCACUCGUAAUAUCGAUAUUUUUUAUUAUAAUAAUAUAUGCUAUGAGUAUUUUAAAGAUAUGAAAAUUGGUAUGGAGAAAGAGGACAAAAACAAAAAGGUGAUGGUUCGAAAAUUAUGAUCCUGUUGUUUAUAUUUUUGCUGUAAAUGCCGGUCAACUUUGACCGGUUGUAUCUCAGGAACCACUCAUCACAAUUAUACGUUUUUUCUUUUAAAAGAAGCGUCCAGCCGCUUUUUUUCCAAUACCGUUUUCAUGAUUUAAUUUGAUUUAAUAUUUCCCGAGAUAUUCUAUUUGUUUAUAAGCCAAAAUUCAUAUUUUAUAGAAAAAUCAUAGUUAUUCUUAUGUAUCAUAAUUAUUGUGGUUAUUAUAGCGACCGUAAAUUUUUAAUUAUUAAUUCAAUUGUUGCUAAACUGUUCAUUUAAUUUCCAUCGGCUUCUGGAAUUAUAAUCUAUACGAAAAGAGCUUUUAUAUAAAAGAGCACAUUUUGAUGAACCUUAUUUAUCUUGCCUAGCAUUAGUCCCAGAAUCCUAAAGAAUUCUACCAAUCAUCAUUUUAAAAAAGAAAAAUAGAGUUUUUUUUUCUGCGAUGCAAUGCAUAUACAUAUACUCCCAUAAAAAUAAAGGAAUGGGAAAAAAAUUACGUUUUUCGUGUUUUUGGCUGCGAUUUUUGAACAUUUUUUUACCAAAAAAAAUUAUUUAGGAAAUUAAAUUUUUUAGAUUCAAUUUAACAACUUUUUGUAGAUCUACUAAAAGUGCAUAUAAUUCAGCCUAAUUCACCCUAACGUGGAAGGGGCUAAUUCAUCCCUUUCUUAAUAAACCACCAUUUCUCAAAAAAGCACCCCUUUAAAUGGUAGCAGUCCGCUGUUUUUUCAUAUUUGGGGGGUCCGUUGAAUAUAUGAAACAAUAAAACAUCUUCAACGUUGCAAUUCCUUUUUAAAGCACAUAAUUAGUAGCCUAAUAAUUCCAAUGUUACAGAAACACUGCAAAAUAACCAAUGAUUUUUAUUUUCAUUAACAAUAUGAUCUCACGAUUUAUUUUUUACAAGGAGGGCAUUUAGCAACGACGAGAAAGAUACCGCUUCACCCGGCACAUUGUUGAAGAUACCUCAUCUUCCUUUGUAAUAUAAAAUUGAGAAAAAAAGAUAUCAUAGUUUUUUCUACGAUGAGUUGUACAUAAUGUAGAUUUUUCUAAAUAACCAUAACCGAUUUUUCUUUAUAAGAAAAUCUUUUUAAAGAACAGGUAACGUUACAAAAAACUGUAAGUAAUUGUAUAAUUGUUUUUUUAAACUUAAACCUAUGGAUAUAGAUAUAUAAUUUUUGUUAUAGAUUAAUAUUUAAUAUAAUAAAACAUGAAAUGAA
Molecule: messenger RNA, 18805 nt
Organism: Diabrotica virgifera virgifera (western corn rootworm)
Lineage: Eukaryota; Metazoa; Arthropoda; Insecta; Coleoptera; Chrysomelidae
Gene: Taf4
Product: transcription initiation factor TFIID subunit 4
Exons: 8
Coding region: 5-2560 (851 amino acids)
Biological process (GO): transcription initiation at RNA polymerase II promoter; DNA-templated transcription
Cellular component (GO): transcription factor TFIID complex
Molecular function (GO): RNA polymerase II general transcription initiation factor activity; protein heterodimerization activity; DNA binding
Source: RefSeq, a predicted model, not a curated record